Molecule: messenger RNA, 438 nt
Organism: Botrytis byssoidea
Lineage: Eukaryota; Fungi; Ascomycota; Leotiomycetes; Helotiales; Sclerotiniaceae
Exons: 1
Coding region: 1-438 (145 amino acids)
Source: RefSeq, a predicted model, not a curated record
AUGUCUAACAAUGUAGAAGCAACUAUGCAAGAACCUCAACCACCACAGGUUGACGCGGUGACCGAGAAGUUAGAAACCCUCACCCUCGAGAGUGAUAGCGAAGAGGCCCAGAAGAAGUCUGAAGUCUCAGACAGCUCAAGUGAGCCUUCGCCUCCGCCUAUUUAUAGUAAGCCCAUGACCCCCGGGUACAAUGUGCCAGAGGCGACGAUGCAGGAACCACAAUCACCAGAGGUCAAUGAACUUACCAAGAGACUCAAUAAACUGAAGCUAGGAAAAGAACGCGAGGAAGACCAAGAAGAGAAAGCUGAGGCCGAUGAGAUCACCGAAGCUCAAGCAAUCAUAGAUCGAAUCCGUGCUCAUCCUCGUCGUAGAAAAGUUGGUCUACGUGUGCAGGCCUUGAUGUCGAAGUUUGAGAAGGACGAGAAGGAUGAGAAGUGA